This is a messenger RNA of Benincasa hispida (wax gourd), 1141 nucleotides long. Its product is annotated as Pre-rRNA-processing protein TSR2, conserved region. Lineage: Eukaryota; Viridiplantae; Streptophyta; Magnoliopsida; Cucurbitales; Cucurbitaceae. The record is from RefSeq and is a predicted model, not a curated record.
UCCUCUUUUCCCUUUUCACGCAUCUCUCUCCCUCGCCCACAAAUUUCAACCUCCACAACUUUUGCAAAGAGUUCCGGCCACCAACCCAUCCAGCGCUGCUCAUCGACAUCUACUCCAUCACCGCCUGUCAACCUCGUUGUCGCAGUUCUUCAGCCUCCCUCGCCAACACACCGCCGCGUGCGCCGCCAGUCUGAGCCACGAAUCUGCACCGUCACCUCCUACAGGUGUCGCUCGCCGUGCGCCGUCGCUUGUCGCCAUCACUGCUGGUCUUGCCUCCGCCCUCAGUCGCCGCCUAUUUCAAGUUGGGUGUUGGGGUUUUACGCUUGGAGGCUGAAAGAUACAACCAUAGAGAUGGAAGGUGGGCGCCCUCUCCUAGCUGAUGCCAUCCCGUUGUUCCAGGAAGGUAUCGGGUUGGUUUUAUCUCGUUGGUCCGCUCUCCAGUUGGCCGUGGAGAAUGAGUGGGGUGGUCGUGACUCUCGUCGUAAAGUUGAACUAUUAUGUUCCGACAUUUUCAAAUGGUUUACUCAGAACAGAGAACCACUAUAUAUCGAUGAUUUGGAAAUGAUUCUUGAUGAAGCUAUGCUUUCGUUGAAUACUCAAGUUGAUGACGGUAGCAUCGAAGAGGUAGCUGAAAGAUUGAUUGUCAUGCAUGAGGAAUGUUUGGAUCGUAACUUUAGCUCUAUUGAGAGGUUAAGGCAAACUCCUCUUCCUCAAGUUGCUCACGUUAAUCAGGCUGAAAGUGAUGAUGAUGAUGAAGAAGAAGAAGAAGUUGAAAAUGGAAGAGAUGUCAUGAGUGAUGAUCUGAUGGUGGAUGCCGUACAACCAGCGCAAUCCAGGCCCGUCAAUCAGCCCAAUCCAGAGGCUGCAGCUGAAGCUGAAGAUGGAUGGGUUCAAGUCACAUCAAGAAGAAGUAGGGGUACAAGAAAUUAAUACCAACCUUUCAAUGUCUUCUAUUUAUCUAAGAAUAAUUAUCUCGAAUGAAUUCAUUGCCCUAUUCUCUAUACUGGGCAUGAGCAAUCAAUUUUGUUUGAUGUGAAAGUAUAUAAAAUAUUAGAAUUCAGCUUGUGUUUUAAGAAAUCUUAGAGGCAGCCAUUAUGUCAUUGUUUUUUAUAGUAUCAUAUUUAUCCCAUAUGAUUGAUUA